Molecule: messenger RNA, 558 nt
Organism: Lottia gigantea (owl limpet)
Lineage: Eukaryota; Metazoa; Mollusca; Gastropoda; Lottiidae
Exons: 4
Coding region: 1-558 (185 amino acids)
Source: RefSeq, a predicted model, not a curated record
AUGAAUAACCUAUUAUGUUCCGCUCUGUUGAUUUCAGUUGUAUUGAUUCUUACAGACGCUGUGAUUAUUCCGGAUUGUAAAAAUGGUGGAACGUUGGUGGAAGAAAAUGGAAAAUUUAAAUGUAACUGUCCACUAAACACAUUCGGUGACGAUUGCAAUUGUCGAUACAAGUAUUCAAAUGUAAAAUCUUUGACGCCCCGUGCCUACGCAGAAAGAACUGUGUCUGAUUCAGCGAAAUGUGAUGAAAACUGUGCUAACGAUACCAAAUGUUCCACUUCUACCACUUGGCUUGGAACAUGUCUUCGUUACAAAACACCAAUCAUCUUCGUGUCGUUGGAUGGAAAAGAAGACCAAUGUAUUGAAAAGUGCAACGAGAUGAGUGAAUGUAAAACGAUUUGCACUCAAAACCAUACUAGGAAUUUUUCCUGUUAUUUAUUUAACGUUACCUUGGACAAGAUUCCAGAUAAUAUGAAACGACCUUACAAAGCCAAUUAUAAAAUCAGAAUCAGAACAGAAGAAAACCCAGCAUCAGGAGCCUUGAUUCCAAUUUCUAAAUAA